AUGGCCAGCAUGACUGCACUUCUGACCUGGGCUUUGGCUCUGCUCCCAGCGCUUGCAAGUGCCCAGACACAGAAAGGCUUCUGGGACUACUUCAGCCAGAGCAGCGGGGACAAAGGCAAGGCCGAGCAGGUCCAGCGGCAGAAGCUGGCAUGGGAACCCACGAGCCUGAAAGACAGCCUUGAGCAAGACCUCAGCAAUAUAGACAAGUUCCUGGAAAAGCUGGGCCCUCUCAGUGGGCAGGCGAGGGAGCCUCCUGCGCUCCCCCAGGACCCGGCGGACAUGCGGCGGCAGCUGCAGGAGGAGCUGGUGCAGGUGAGGGCGCGCCUGGAGCCCUACAUGGCAGAGGCGCACGAGCAAGUGGGCUGGAACCUGGAGGGCUUGCGGCGGCAGCUGAAGCCCUACACCGCGGAGCUGAUGGAGCAGGUGGCGCUGCGCGUACAGGAGCUGCAGGAACAGUUGCGCGUGGUCGGAGAGGGCACCAAGGCCCAGCUGCUGGGCGGCGUGGACGAGGCGCGGGGCCUGCUGCGGGAGCUGCAGAACCUCGUGGCGCACCACACGGGCCGCGUCCAGGCGCUCUUCCACCCCUACGCCCAGCGCCUAGUGAGCGGCAUCGGGCGCCACGUGCAGGACCUGCACCGCAGCGUGGCCCCGCACGCCGUCGCCAGUCCCGCGCGCCUCAGCCGCUGCGUGCAGACGCUCUCGCGCAAACUCACGCUCAAGGCCAAGGCGCUGCACGCGCGCAUCCAGCAGAACCUGGACCAGCUGCGGGAAGAGCUCAGCGCCUUUGCCGGCGCCCGCGCUGAUGGCGCGGUUGAAGGGACCAGCCGGGACCCCCAGGUGCUGUCCCAGGAGGUGCGUCAGCGACUCCAGGCCUUCCGCCACGACACCUUCCUGCAGAUCGCCGACUUCACUCGUGCCAUUGACCGGGAGACCGAGGAGGUCCAGCUGCAGCUGGCGCCGCCCCCUCCAGGUCACAGUGCCUUCGCCCCAGAGUUUCUCCAAGCGGACAGUGGCAAGGCCCUGAGCAAGCUGCAGGCCCGUCUCGAAGACCUGUGGGAAGACAUCAACUACAGCCUUCACGACCAUGGUCUCGGCCAUCAAGAGGAGCCCUGA
This is a messenger RNA of Prionailurus viverrinus (fishing cat), 1113 nucleotides long. It is a transcript of the gene APOA5, whose product is annotated as apolipoprotein A5. The transcript is spliced from 3 exons. Gene Ontology annotation, molecular function: phosphatidylcholine-sterol O-acyltransferase activator activity; cholesterol binding; phospholipid binding. NCBI's taxonomy places the organism in Eukaryota, Metazoa, Chordata, Mammalia, Carnivora, Felidae. Gene Ontology annotation, cellular component: extracellular region; blood microparticle; high-density lipoprotein particle. The record is from RefSeq and is a predicted model, not a curated record. Gene Ontology annotation, biological process: positive regulation of lipid biosynthetic process; cholesterol biosynthetic process; high-density lipoprotein particle assembly. Bases 1 to 1113 code for a protein of 370 amino acids.